UUACAUUAUUUACCUUAUUGUUUACACCGUCCUUUCCAGGUGGAUAAACCCUCCUCCCCGAACCGUUUGUCGGCCUCUACUGGAUUUGGCAACUCGGUGGCUAGACCUUUUGGUAAUGGCGGCUUUACACCCAGUUCAAAUCGUAACCGUCAAGCAUCAAGCUCCUACUCCAAUGUGGAUGCUCCCGUAGGACCUCAAACUCAACAGCAGGUUCCAUUCCGCAAUACCCGCAAUCGUUUUCAACCCAGCUCGGCUACCACCACCACUACCUCCACUUCAACGACUACUGAAUAUCCCAAUACAAGUCGUAGAUAUAAUCGUUUUGGUGGACGUACACAAAAUCUCUCCUCAGGAGGCUUUAGACCUGCCACACAAACCACCACACAGGCUAAUAACCCGGAACUAAGUAGGAUCAAUGUAAAACCCAGUAAUCGUCGUCCGGCCUUUAUCAGUCGUGAGGUUAAUGAACCCAUACAGGCGAAUAAACCCCUUAAGAAUUACCCAAUUAAGCAGGGAAGAGUAAAGCUACCCUUAAAGGAUAAAUUGUUAAAGCAACAGGUAUCCGCAUCCUCGACACCUUUCCGACCAGCUCUGCCUUUUGGAGUACACAAAGAAAGUGGCGGAUUAAGUGAUGAAUAUGAAGAGACUCAGGAGCAAGUGGAUAAUAAGUUAAAGUUGCCGGUAUUGGAGAAAUUGCAAUUACAGGAGGCUGAAGCUAAACCCCCCGCAAUAGAUAGUGUAGCCAAAUCCACAGAAGUAGCAGCCACUACUUUGACAGCACAAAUCAAUUCCAAGGAAAAUCAGGAAGAUGUAGUGGCCCAAAAUUCCGCCAAUGCUUCGCAAAGUGAAGAAAUACAAAAGGUCGAUGACAAUGAAGAGGAAGGAGGUGAAAAUUACUCCGAUGAAUACUCACAAGAGGAACAUCAGGAAACGGGUAGUGGCAGUAAGGAAGCAAUAACCGAUGGUUCUUCAGAGAGUGAAGGUCAUACUACUGAAAAGCCUUUGCAACAUGAUGAAGAAUAUCACGAGGAAGAAGAUAGUGAGGCAGCCUUAAAAGCCACUGUUAUGCCGGUAACAGAACCUACUACCACUGACAGGCAAGAGGAACAGCAAAUAAUAACCACCACUGAAUCGGCGGCCGCUGGGGAAGCAGAAAAAAUUACUGCAACAGUUUUAAUGACCACCACCGAAUCUUCGGGUGAGAAACAGGAACAUGAUGAAGAAUCUAGUGCGGAUUAUGAUGAGGAAGACUAUGAAGAAGAAAGUGGAGAUGAGGAAAGUGGCGAUGAUGAGGAAGCCGAGGAAGGAGAAGAGCAUGAGCAUGAGGACGAACAUGAAGAGGAACAUGAAGGUUCGGCUCAUAGUUUGGAAAAUACGGACGACUCUUUGCCUAUUAGCUCCACUACCACUCUGGAACCUAGUCCUUUAAUAUUGGAUCGUGAAGUUAUUUCCGUGGUUACCACCAAGAGUGUGGUUAAUGGUUCAACUGCAUUCCCCUCACCGGUGACACCCCGCUCUACAACUCUUUCCAUGGAAGAAGAAUCCAUAUUUACCGAAACUAAAGUAUCUCCAGCUUCGGAAGAGAACGUCGAGGAGGUAGAUGGUCCUACCACUCCUACACCUAAAGCAGCCAGUGAAGAAGGUAUGAGCAAUACCACAGAGGGUUAUGUAGUAGUGGCAUCCAUACAAACUAGCAGAAGUAUAAAUGGAGCCCGUUUCUUGCCUUUCCCCGCCAUACAACAGGAGGAGUCUAAGAAAUCCUUAUCCGAACUGGAACGCAAUGCUAAAGCCAAGGCCAGUAAAAACAAUCAAGAUUCUGCCUCGGAACAAACCAAUGAAAGUGGUGAAAUGGAUGUUAUAACUACGGCACAAACAGAAUCAACUACAGAAAGUACCUCCUCAACACAGGCCUCCUCUUCCACUGAAAGUAUCAUAGAUAAAUUGGAUAGAGUACAAUCGGAAUUAUCUAGUGGCUUAUUGGCUGGAAAGUACCCUAUAAUAAGUCAAAUGGGAGUAUCCACACCCUCUACUACCUCCACCUCUGGCAAUAGAUUUGCUCCCAACAUACGCAAGUUCCAACCUAAGACCACAGCUGCACCCAAAGUAAAGGUUCAUCACUUCGAUGAAUCACCAGCUCCCAAAGUUAAGGUGCAUCAUAUUGACGAAACCGAAAUGGAUGAAUUGGCCAGUUUAUUGCCUGAUGGUUUUAAGAGACCUUCCUAUAAGAAUCGUAAGAUCACCACUACAACUAGCACUACCAAGAAACCCGAACAAGAGGUUCAUGAAUUCAAGAAACCUUUAAGAAAUUCCACCAUAGGCAGAUCCUUUAAGAAUACCCCUGUAGCACAAGAUGUUUCUUUGGCCGGUUUACUGCCGAAGGGCUAUAAAGUUCCCUCCACCACUGAAAAUCCUAAAAACGAUUUACACAAUAUUUUAAGCAAAAUCAAGUUUGAUGAGAACCUCGAUAAAUUGCUGCCCAAGGAUUACAAAGACAAGGCUACCACAGCCAAACCUGCGGUAACUUUGGUUGAUGAUAUAUCCAAAUUUUUACCACCAGGUUAUAAACUAACCACACCCACUACGCCCACUAUUAAGGAUGAAAAGAAAACGGAAGAAACGAAGCCAGCCUUAGCAGGAGUUACUGUUGCCGAGCCCGAUGAUAUAACUAAAUUCUUGCCUCCUGGUUAUAAACUAAGAACUACUCGAAAACCUUUGCCUAAAGUUGAGCCUCAGGCUAUAGACAUUUCGCAACUAUUGCCUAAGGGUUAUAAGCCGGCCGCAGAAGAAAAGGAAAAGGUUGUUGAGGAUAUUUUCAAGAAAAUUGAAUUUAAAGAAGUGGCUUCUCUAUUGCCUCCUGGUUUUAAACUUAAUAGCAGUGAGGAAGAACCAGCCAAACAUCCCGCUUCAACUUCAACUAGUAGCACCACAACUACCACUGCCAAACCCAGUGAGGAGACACAGGCAAAUACCUCUUCCUCUUCUAGUUCUGGUUUCAAAGUAGUCUUUCCUAAGGGUAUACACAAGCGCUUAGGUGCUCAACGUUUAACCACACCCAGAACCUUUGAGUCUGCUGAGAACUUAGGUGGAUCUCCUCCAGUGGUUGUAAGGAAAGGUCCUCCCACUAGAGCCACUACAGAAUUUACCGGCUGGCCCACACCCUCCACUACUCCCAUUUCGAUAGAAAAGCUAUUGGAACAAGCCAAGACUGCCACUAUUAAUUUCGAAGAUUUAUUAAUGCCAUCGACUUCUACCAGCACUACUACAACCACUACCACCACAACUACUACCACUACCACUACACCUAAACCUACUAAGCCUGGUUUCUGCACAUCAGAUUGUGAUUUGGCAGCCACUAUUAAGAUUAUAGAUGGUGUAUCCUGGAAACCCGAACUAUUGGAUCAUAAUACAGCUGAAUGGAAGAAUCUUGCAAGAGAAGUAGAGGCACAAUUAAACGAGGUCUACUCCUCAGCUCCCAAAUUAAGUAAAUGGUAUAAAAAAGUACGCAUCGACAGUUUCAGUAAAGGCAGUGUGCUUGUUGACUACUAUGUAGAACUAGCCAAUAUUACCCAAGAUGUCAAUACCUUGGAAAUUAAGAAACUCUUCCAUGAAGCCCUAACACCACAACCCGUCUUGCCUCAUAAAUCUGAAACGGAAAAUGAAACCGAUAAUGACGAGGAUAGCAGCUAUCAGGAUAUCAAAGAGGAAAAACUAGUCAAAGAAACUUUCCUAAUGGGUAAAUAUCUUAUAGAUCCAGUAGCCACCGAUUUUUCAGUCAUACCCAAACCCUUGACUCCUAAUGUGGAAUUUGCUGAAGAAGAUUUGCUUAUACCUCAAUGGGCCAUUGUGGUUAUAGUUAUUGGCGUAGGUUCUCUGGUGUUUGUGGUUAUAUUUGGUAUAACUGUGUUACUUAAUCGCCAGAAUCGUGCUAAAAAGACUCCUAUACCUUUAACCAAUGAUAUGUUGAAUGAAUUGAAAAUCAAUCACAUGGGUGGUGCGGACAAUUAUGGCGUCGAUGAUUUCUAUAAUAUAGAUGAUGCCUGGAAUGAUACAAAACAACCUAUUAAACCAAAGCGCUUUACCAAUUCCAUGAACGACAGCAGUGGUUCAAAUAUCUACGACAGUUGGCGUUCAACACGUCAUGGUGACUACUAUUACGAUUCGCAAAAUAAUUACUCCUCACAAAAGGGUGAUUCAUUGCAAAGAUCUCUUAAACAUCAUCCCCAUUCACAAUACUCCAAUCAUUCACAGCAUCAUCAGCAAUCGCUGUAUGGAGGUCAUCAGUAUCCCGAUGCAUUUGCGGAUGCUCAUCAAAUGUAUACGUAUAAUAAUCAAACGAAUGGACGAUCAUCACGUUAUGCACGUGAUUAUGAUCCCGAUUUUUAGCUUAUAGACGUUUAGUGUAAUUCGUAAAUUUACAAAACAAAACAUGUACAUACAAAUUAUUUAAAAUUUGCUCUAUAAUUUCUUUUUUGUUUUAACAAACAUGUUUUAUUAUUAAUUAACUUUUCUAAAAAAAGAAACUUUUAUAACUUUU
Molecule: messenger RNA, 4534 nt
Organism: Lucilia cuprina (Australian sheep blowfly)
Lineage: Eukaryota; Metazoa; Arthropoda; Insecta; Diptera; Calliphoridae
Product: flocculation protein FLO11
Exons: 5
Source: RefSeq, a predicted model, not a curated record